This is a messenger RNA of Kuraishia capsulata CBS 1993, 228 nucleotides long. RefSeq lists its product as uncharacterized. Gene Ontology annotation, cellular component: cytosolic small ribosomal subunit. The transcript has a single exon. Bases 1 to 228 code for a protein of 75 amino acids. The record is from RefSeq and is a predicted model, not a curated record. Gene Ontology annotation, molecular function: structural constituent of ribosome; RNA binding. NCBI's taxonomy places the organism in Eukaryota, Fungi, Ascomycota, Pichiomycetes, Pichiales, Pichiaceae.
AUGCAAUCCUUGACCUCCAAGGGUUACGUCAAGACUCAGUUCUCAUGGCAAUACUACUACUACACCUUGACUGAUGAAGGUUUGACAUACUUGCGUGAGUACUUGAACAUUCCAGAAGGUAUUGUUCCAAAGACUCAAUUGGCCCCAGUUGCCGAGAGAGCCCAAAGAUCAGCUCCAAGACAGGGUGGUAACGGUGAAGGUUACAGAAGAAGAUUUAACCGUGAUUAG